Molecule: messenger RNA, 1129 nt
Organism: Anopheles bellator
Lineage: Eukaryota; Metazoa; Arthropoda; Insecta; Diptera; Culicidae
Gene: shrb
Product: charged multivesicular body protein 4b
Exons: 5
Coding region: 165-839 (224 amino acids)
Biological process (GO): late endosome to vacuole transport via multivesicular body sorting pathway; vesicle budding from membrane
Cellular component (GO): cytoplasmic side of plasma membrane; ESCRT III complex; multivesicular body
Source: RefSeq, a predicted model, not a curated record
AGCUCGAUGAAUGACGCAUCUGCUCAUUUGUUCAGGAAUAAAAGGAAAACACAAUAAUCUCCCGAGUUUUAGAAAUAUUUUCUUAUUUAUACAAGCUCCUGCGCGACGUUGUGUCCCUAAAACAUUUUAGCCAGCUGAGCAAGCUGUAGCGUCGGGCUACAAAGAUGAGUUUCUUUGGAAAGUUGUUUUCUGGCAAAAAGGGCGAACCAGCCCCAACGCCCAGUGAAGCCAUUCAGAAGCUACGCGACAUCGAAAAUAUGCUCACGAAAAAGCAGGAGUUUUUGGAGAAAAAAAUUGAUGUGGAGCUCGAUACGGCAAGGAAAAAUGGUAGCAAAAACAAACGGGCGGCUCUACAGGCGCUGAAACGAAAGAAGCGAUACGAAAAGCAGCUACAACAAAUAGAUGGCACACUAUCGACGAUCGAAAUGCAACGAGAGGCCCUGGAGAAUGCAAACACAAAUGCGGAAGUGCUCAAGACUAUGAAGAAGGCUUCCGAUGCGCUUAAGGUUACUCAUAAGGAUAUGAAUAUCGAUGAUGUACACGACCUGAUGGAUGAUAUCGCCGAGCAAAACGAUAUUGCGAAUGAAAUCUCUAACGCUGUGUCGACCGCGGUUGGAUUCGGACAGGACAUAGACGACGACGAGCUAGAAAAAGAGCUCGAAGAGCUGGAGCAAGAAGAGCUUGACAAAGAGCUGUUGGGAGUGCAACCAGAGACCGACGAACUGCCCGAAGUUCCUUCCACUAACUUGCCCACUAAGGCAAAGGAAAAGGAGAAAAAGAAGGCCGUUGCUGAGGAAGAUGAUCCGGACAUGAAGGAGCUAAUGUCCUGGGCUAACUAAAUGUGACGGGCUUGGUACAUGAUUCGCACUGUUCGUUGCUAAAUACCGUACGAUAUCCCUAAUAGCCCAGCUAUCGUCCUCACCUUGGCCGUUCCGUAGUGUGUGGUUGAAAACUUAUGUUGAUAAUUUACUUUUAUUACAUCGCUUAAACAGUGCAACAUAGAUUACUCCAGUGUGUUGAUUGAAAGGACACGUAGUGGGUGCCGGCGAAAGACGUAGGAUCGAUUGACAGUGGAGCGUUCUCAAUAAAAAUUCAAUACAACAUCUUGAAUUGUUAUGAAAACAUCCAA